CGAAAAUACUGUGAUAAAAUGCAAGUAAUCAUCAAUAAAAUUCUAAAUUAUUGCCAGCAUCAAAAAGUUGUUAUGAUUCAACAAAACAAAACAAAAAAUAACAAAAGGACAUUGUUUGUUGUUAUGUGCAUACUUGCUUUUAAUUGAAAGAAAAGAUUCAUUGUGAUAAAUCACAGUUCUAAAUAAUUCCCCAGCACUACAAAUAAUUUAAAAAAAAUCAAUCUAAAAUUUCAACACAUCCCAGCAGUACCUCCCUGUUAAGGACAUCUGAUACAGGGCACGGGUUAAAGGCAGGUAUGAAGGGGCCCCUCUACCUUCUUUCACGCCUCCUGGCGCACCCAUCUGGCUUUGAAACGCCCCUGCAACCAAAUACCUGUACGUCUCCUCUGGGGUUUUUUGUGCUUCUGAACUCACCAGAGAGGCGUGUAACAAGAAAGAACGAUUCAUCUGGAGGAAUUUCUGAGAAAAUGUAAAUUUGAAAUAGUUUUCUGGACCUUCAGAGUGCACCGGAAGGGUACCGGCGGUUCUGAAGAGGCAGCAAAGACCGGGCGGGACCUGGUUCUACGAAUGUUUCACUGUGGAAGUGCUGCAAGGUGGAAGGACAUAACCGGACCAAAUGAGUCAGAAACUGGACCUGGUGGUUCGUUACUGUUUCUUGGACUGUCUCCUCACCCGGAGUAAAAACUCGUUCUCGGGGUAAAUAGGAGCAUAUGACUCCGAGAACGUUGGUUACAAACUUUAUUCACAGAAAAGUGAGUCAUCGGUGGGAGCAGCUCCAUUCACCGCUCAGGACACGGAAGCAACAGGUAAAGAAUCUGGUCUUCUUGUCAAUCACUCACUCUCUUCGUUCGUUAGUAAGUUAAUCAGUCAGCUAGUUAGUUAGUUAGUGACGGUAGCUUGGGGAAAUGGGGAACGUAAACAUCUUCCAGAGAAGGACGAGUGAGUAUGAGGAGCGGACGAGAAACACUGACAACAUUCCAGAAAUUUCUGUGAUUGAAGCCUCUCCCAAACCUGCAGAGGACUCUGUGUUCCAGCUGCCUGGGCCUGUAAACAGUAGUAGAACAGGCCAGGAACCUGGCACUUCUGAUGGACUCAGUCCCACUGACACUCUGGAGCUCCAGCAGAGCCCGCCAUCAUUGAGACAGAGGCAAUCCCAGCACGGACCCACUCAGCCUGGGCCAGACUGUGCGGAGGAUGAGGAACGGUUGGAGACGGCCAGUCUCACUGGAAGUGAUGGUAGUCACACCCCCAUAGGCAGCCGCGAACACUUCCUUCAGGUCAUGAUGGACUCUUCCCCUCAAGUGCGGAGAAGCCUGGUCCACCGCAGGUCGUUUCAACUGUCCUCCAAAGGGGACAGUGACUCUAUUUCCCAGGUGUCCUACAACCUGGAUGAAGACAGGACCGCUAUCACUCUGGAGCCACUGGAGCAUGAGUGGAUGAUGUGUGCUUCAGAUGGUAAUUGGGACAGUUUGCAACGCCUUCUUAGAGAAGAACCCAGCUUUGUCACCAGGAAAGAUUUUAUCACCGGGUUCACUUGCCUGCACUGGGCCGCUAAGUAUGGCAACCCUGAUCUCAUGGCACUGAUCAUUAACUUUGCCAAGCAACACAAUGUUCCAGUGAGCGUUGAUGUUCAGUCAAAUGCUGGCUACACGCCGCUGCACCUGGCUGCCAUGCACAACCACAUGGAGGUGGUGAAGCUUCUGGUUGGAGCUUACGAUGCUGAUGUGGAGGUCAGAGACUUCAGUGGGAGGAAGGCCAACCAUUAUAUCACCGACAGCUCCAGUGAUAUUAGGGACAUCAUUGGAACAUAUGAGCAGACAAACUCUGACAGAUCAGGGAGCUGCAGGGACAGGGGGCACUGGAGAUUCUCCAAGCCUCUCCUCCCUAAUGUAAAAAACUUAAGGCUCCUGAAUCCAGGUAAUUGGGACUCUGCGAGUGUCGACGGCAGAAAUGGAGAGAAGAUACGUCGGAGGACGUCUUCCCUCCGACUGAUGAAUCUCGGACUGCAAAGACUGCGCUCUAGGACUUCACAGAUCAUCCACAACACAGAGUUGGGUUUCGACUGAUGAUGAUUAUAAUUCAGUGCCAGGACUAAAUGUUUUGAAUGAGAUCUUUGGAUUAAACUGUAAUCAGUUACAAUUUAAAUAGUUGGAGUAUGACAUCCAGAGGUCAGUGAUAACCAACAAAACCUGCUGUGUAAAGUUCUCAGUACAGACUGUCACAGUUGACAUGGCUUGUGUUUACCUCAGACACUAGUAAACACACAUGCACAAACACACAGACACACACAUAAUGAGAGGGUGAACAAAGGGAGGGGGGGGGGGGGGUCCGGAAUCUGGCUGGUACUGAGGUGACAGCCAUGGUAAUUUCCUGUGGCAGAUUUCUGGGAAAGGCAUCAUUAAAGCUGCACUUCUGCCCACAGCUCUGAGAAAAACUGUUACAUAAAAACACAGCAGCACUCUACACUAUGUGGAAGCAGUGGGAAAAUGAUUGUGUUUUUGUGACACUGUUUUAGAAAAUGUUUUAUCUUGAAUGUCCAAUGUGCCCCCUGCACCCUCCACUAUAUACUUAAUUAACUUCUUUUUUUUGUCCUUAAUUUCUUUUGUGUAUCCUUUUGCAAAAUUAAAGACUAAUUGUUAGGUAAUGUUUCUUUA
Molecule: messenger RNA, 2654 nt
Organism: Cynoglossus semilaevis (tongue sole)
Lineage: Eukaryota; Metazoa; Chordata; Actinopteri; Pleuronectiformes; Cynoglossidae
Product: ankyrin repeat domain-containing protein SOWAHC-like
Exons: 1
Coding region: 906-2066 (386 amino acids)
Molecular function (GO): protein binding
Source: RefSeq, a predicted model, not a curated record